AUGUCGCAGGAGCGAGGAAUUACAAUCCUGGCAAAAAACGCCGCUGUGACGUACAAAGGAAUCAAGAUCAACUUAGUGGACACCCCUGGCCACGCGGACUUCGGCGCUGAAGUCGAGCGGAUCCUGAACAUGGCUGAUGCCUGCCUUUUGCUGGUAGAUGCUGCUGAAGGCCCCAUGCCGCAGACCAAGUUCGUCCUGAGGCAGGCUCUAAAGCUGCAGAAGAAGAUCAUCGUUUGCAUCAACAAGGUAGACAAGCCUGCAUCCAGAGUUGAUUGGGUCUUGGACACGACCUUCGACUUGUUCGGAUGCCUGGGCGCAGAUGAUGAAGCCUGCGACUUUCCGGUGGUCUAUGCCUCUGGCUUCCAGGGUGUCGCAUCCACCGAAGGCCCGGAUGAGCUCGAGAAGGAUUUGACUCCCUUGUUGGACACCAUUCUGCAGGAGACUCCUCCGCCCAAAGUUGAUAGUACAGCUCCCUUGCAAAUGUUGGUGUCCAACCUGGACUACGACGACUACGUUGGGCGUAUCUGCAUUGGUCGCCUCAUUUCUGGCGAGUUGAAGGUCGGUCAGGAGGUGGGGAUCAUGUAUGGUGAAGAUGGUGAACUUCGGAAGGGAACUGUCACAAAACUUUGGCAAUUCAAGAAUAAUGACAAAGACCCAACUGACAUUGUCAAAGCAGGUGACAUUUGCUGCUUCUCAGGCAUUAGCGAGGUGAUGAUUGGUGACACAGUGGUGGACACUCAGACGCCUUUGCCCCUUCCGCCGAUCCAGGUUGAGGAGCCCACAGUGGCCAUGGAGUUCACCAUCAACAAAUCUCCCUUUGCAGGUAAGCUCAAGGAGUCCACCAAGGUCACGGCACCACAGCUGAAGGCACGCUUGGAGAAGGAGUGCCUCACGAAUCUGGCGAUCCGCAUGGAGCCCGGAAGCACGACUGAAAGCUUCAAAGUGAAGGGCCGUGGUACCUUGCAGCUGGGCAUUCUGAUGGAGAACAUGCGCAGAGAGGGCUUCGAGUUCAUGGUCAGUGCUCCUGAAGUUCUAUUGCGUGAAGACCCAGAGACGGGCAAGAAGCUGGAGCCCUACGAGGAAGUAGUCAUUGACGUGCCCAACGAAUACCAAGGUGUGAUCAUGGAGGAAAUGCAGAAGAAGAUGGGAGUCAUGAACAGCAUGGAGUCUGGAGCCGUCGAGAACUCCACCGUGCUCACCUUCGAGAUUCCGACGCGUUGUACCAUCGGAAUGCCAGGAAGGUUUGCACAGAGGACCUCUGGCAGCGCAGUGAUGUCUUCACAGUUCUCACACUGGGGAGAGUUCGAUGGGAGCUCUGUGAAGAUUCGGGAGAAAGGCUCCAUUUGCACCACAGCCACGGGGAAGGCGACCUUCUACAGCAUUCUGAACUUCCAGCAGCGUGGCAAGUUCUUUGUAGAGCAUGCUGAAGAAGUCUAUGCUGGCCAAGUGAUUGGGCUGCACAACAAGGAAAUUGACCUCGAUGUGAACAUCACCAAGGAGAAAGCGGUGUCCAAUGUCCGGGCAGCCUCAGGUAGCUUCACAGUGAACCUUCCGCCCAAAGUCGAGAUGAGUAUCGAUGACUGGCUGGGCCACAUGGACACGGACGAGGUUUUGGAGGUUACACCCGUAGACUGCCGCUUGGCCAAGAAGCAUGCUGUCAAGAUGAAGUGA
This is a messenger RNA of Durusdinium trenchii, 1671 nucleotides long. The record is from the annotation of a GenBank genome assembly. NCBI's taxonomy places the organism in Eukaryota, Dinophyceae, Suessiales, Symbiodiniaceae.